Messenger RNA from Fusarium redolens, 774 nucleotides. RefSeq lists its product as uncharacterized. Lineage: Eukaryota; Fungi; Ascomycota; Sordariomycetes; Hypocreales; Nectriaceae. The coding region runs from base 1 to 774 and encodes 257 amino acids. The transcript has 2 exons. Gene Ontology annotation, molecular function: protein binding. The record is from RefSeq and is a predicted model, not a curated record.
AUGGAUAGCGUUGCGACGUCAAAACCGUUCAAAUUUCUAGUAGGAGCUGAUAAAACAGAAUACACCAUUCACUCAGCUCUUGUUGCCCACCAGUCAACGGUUCUUUCUGCGCUGGUAAAUGGAUCAUUUCGAGAAUCGUCAGAAUGCUCCGUCACAUGGGACGAUGUAGACGAGGUAGUCUUCAACAGCUUCUGGCAAUUCGUCUACACGGGCGAUUACGACACUCCAGAACCGCUUCCACCUACCGAGGAGGCUCCCAAGCCUCUCGGGUUUGCGUCUGUAGAUGCACCACCUCCAUCAGCAAUAAAAAUUAAGAAGAAGAAGAAGAGGGGGAGUUCUCGGAGAAUAUCACUAUGGCUGGACUUUGUCUCUUCUUGGGAUUAUCCUCCCGAGCCUUUUGACGUCGACGUGGCACUGAAAGAUCAUGCAAACCCCUUGAUGCAUCAUGCUAAGGUCUAUACAUUGGCCGACCGUUACGCCAUUACAAGACUCACAGGCCUUUCUCGCCUAAACCUUCACCAAGAAUUAAUAGAUCUUGCUGGAAAGGGGGAGGACUAUAACAAUGUGGUUGAGCUGGUGCGCUACACCUUCGAAGAACUGGUGCCGGAUCAACUACGAGACUUGGUUGUACACUUUAGUGCUUGCGUCGUCGAACAUCUAUGGAAGAUUGAGGAAUUCCAAGAGCUUUUAGGGGAAUAUGGCAUUUUGUCGAAAGCUCUUGUAGGCACCAUGUUGCUUAGACUUGACGAGAAUGUGACUCCUUGCCCGUCAUAG